Exophiala viscosa is the source of this 1776-nucleotide messenger RNA. RefSeq names its product glucose-methanol-choline oxidoreductase. The record is from RefSeq and is a predicted model, not a curated record. Lineage: Eukaryota; Fungi; Ascomycota; Eurotiomycetes; Chaetothyriales; Herpotrichiellaceae. The coding region runs from base 1 to 1776 and encodes 591 amino acids. The transcript is spliced from 5 exons. Gene Ontology annotation, molecular function: flavin adenine dinucleotide binding; oxidoreductase activity, acting on CH-OH group of donors.
AUGGCCCAUCUUAGAGCCUUGGAUGGCGCACAAUUCGACUAUGUCGUCGUCGGAGGGGGCACUUCCGGUUGUCUUGUCGCUGCAAGGCUGGCCUUGGAGCUUCCGGAUCAGCGCAUCUUGCUGGUCGAGGCAGGCCCCGAUGAUUCAGCCGAUUCAGACAACCUCGUGCCAGGACUGACGAAGGGGAAGUUUGGGAGCAAGGACGGGAAUUGGCUUUACCAGACGGCUCCACAGCAAGAGUUGAGGGGUCGAGAAAUUGUGUAUCCUCGAGGACGAGGUUUGGGUGGGAGUUCAGCCAACAACUUCAUGGCAUGGGUGAAAGGACCAUCUGCUGACUAUGAUGAUUGGGCUGACCUGGUCGAUGACCCUUGGUGGCGCUGGGACAACGUCAAGCAGAUCCUUAACAAGCUGGAGGACUUUCGACCUGGCUGCCCAGCAGGAAUGGAGAAGUAUGCGAAGGCAACACCUGGUGCUCAUGGGAAGAAUGGGCCCAUUGCUGUUCAGUUCCCUCUAGUCUGGCAAGACCUCAUCUUCCAUUGCCUGGAAGCAUCUCAACAAGCUGGCCACCUCCUGAAUGCUGACAACAACGAUGGAAAUCCUGUUGGCUUUGCUGUGGCUCAAUUCAGUGUCGGUGACGGUGUACGAGUGACCAGUGCCAAUGCCUUCCUUGGUCUAUCCCAACGACGAGCCUUGACGAAUCUGACCAUAGUCCCGGACACACUAUGCUCGCGAGUCUUGUUCGGCGACAACAAGGCUUCAGGUGUUGAGCUCAUACCGUCGAAGCUCUCGGCAUCACUGGGAGGUUCUGUUCGGGUCGCGGUCAGUCAGGAGGUCAUUUUGACCGCAGGGACUUUUCAGUCGGCUCAGCUCCUUCUGCUGUCGGGCAUAGGUCCCAAAUCCGACCUGAAGGCGCUUUCAAUACCCGUCGUUGCUGAUAUUCCAGGAGUUGGUAAGAGGAUCCGCGAUCACAGCGCCUUCGCAUGCGAGUACGUCGUGUCGCCAGAUAUUGCAGGCCACAACCAGCUGCUGAACUCGCCGGAAUUGUUGGAAGCGGCCCAACAGGAGUACGCGCUCAGCAAGUCGGGGCCAAUGUCUGUGUUUGGUGCGAGUGCAGCAUUGAUCUUUCCUCGUCUCAAGGCCGUGUUGUCGUCGCCCGAGUUUGCUCAACUGGACGAGAGCACACAGGCUUUUCUGGAGAAGCCCACCAGACCAAGCACCGAGAUCUGGAUGCAUUCUGGGCCGCUCUUUUACACUGGACCCUGCCCGACUGACGCGAGUAUUCUGGUCAUCGAAGGUCUCAACCAGAAUUGCCUCAGCGAAGGCAGCCUAAAGCUCCGAAGCCGUGACCCUUAUGACCUGCCAUUGGUUGAUCCACGAUACUUGACGCAUCCACUCGACAGACGCGUUGCGGUCGAAACACUUCGCGAGAUACUGCGUCUCAGCCGUACGGAUGCUUUGUCCAAGAUCAUCCAGACGCCUCUCCUGGCACCAGAAGGAGAUUCUGAGAGGCAUCUUGAAGAUUUCAUUCGUGAGACUUUGACCCAAGGAUUCCACAGUAUGGGAACAUGUGUAAUGGGUCGCAGUGAAGGCCCUCGACGUGUGGUUAACAAUGAAUUCGAAGUCGUGGGCGUCACGGGUCUGCGGGUAGCGGACAUGAGUGUCUGUCCAAUCUUGACUUGCAACCACACUCAAGUCAAUGCAUAUCUGAUCGGCUUGAGAUGUGCUGAAGCAGUAGUAAAGAAGGCUCAAGGGAUACAGUCACGGGCAAAGCUGUGA